This is a messenger RNA of Lactuca saligna, 894 nucleotides long. The record is from the annotation of a GenBank genome assembly. Lineage: Eukaryota; Viridiplantae; Streptophyta; Magnoliopsida; Asterales; Asteraceae.
AUGUAUUUCAGACGGAGUAUAAGAUCAUCACUCAGUUUGCGGAUUUCCGAUUGCCGAUUUCCCCUCCACACUUCUUCACCAGAACUCCAUAGCUGCAAUUUCUCUCCCACCUUCAAUACCGACAGUCUCACCUUCUCCGAUCUCCAGAUGUCUCGAAGGUACGACAGCCGAACAACAAUCUUCUCCCCGGAGGGCCGCCUGUACCAAGUGGAAUACGCGAUGGAAGCGAUCGGAAACGCGGGGUCCGCCAUCGGAAUCCUGUCAAAAGACGGAGUCGUCCUCGUGGGAGAAAAAAAAGUGACCUCAAAACUCCUCCAAACCUCCACCUCGACCGAGAAAAUGUACAAAAUCGACGACCACGUGGCGUGCGCGGUGGCUGGAAUAAUGUCGGACGCCAACAUCCUGAUCAACACCGCCCGUGUUGCCGCCCAACGCUACACCUUCUCCUACCAAACACCAAUGCCAGUGGAACAGCUCGUCCAAUCACUAUGCGACACCAAACAAGGCUACACUCAGUUUGGCGGGCUCCGCCCAUUCGGGGUGUCGUUUUUGUUCGCAGGGUGGGAUAAGAACUACGGGUUUCAGCUUUAUAUGAGUGACCCUAGCGGGAACUAUGGUGGCUGGAAGGCGGCGGCGGUUGGGGCGAAUAAUCAGGCGGCUCAGUCCAUGUUGAAGCAGGAUUAUAAGGAGGAGAUUAGCAGGGAGGAGGCGGUACAGCUGGCACUUAAGGUGUUGAGUAAGACGAUGGAUAGUACGAGUUUGACGGCGGAGAAGUUGGAGUUGGCGGAGGUGUUUUUGGAUGGUGGGAAGGUGAAGUAUCAGGUUUGUUCGCCGGAGAAUCUUGGGAAGAUGUUGGUUAAGUAUGGUGUCACUCAGGCUCCGGUGGAAACCUGA